This is a messenger RNA of Kwoniella shivajii, 1368 nucleotides long. RefSeq lists its product as uncharacterized. The transcript is spliced from 2 exons. The coding region runs from base 1 to 1368 and encodes 455 amino acids. NCBI's taxonomy places the organism in Eukaryota, Fungi, Basidiomycota, Tremellomycetes, Tremellales, Cryptococcaceae. The record is from RefSeq and is a predicted model, not a curated record.
AUGCCACCUUCACCCACUUUGCCAACCUUGACUCUUUCUUUACCCCCAUUACCUCUAAUACCCACUUCACCACCACUCAUCCCCCCUACACUGGAUAAAAGGCAAACUUACGUCACGGUAUCAGUGGUGAAGAACACAACAGAUUCAGACACUUCUUCAUCUUCAUCAAGUAAUUCUUCUUCUGGAUUCCCAAUCAAAAUUGCCAUUCCUGCUUUAAUAGGUGGAAUGGCUCUGGCGCUGAUUGGUUUCGGGAUUUGGUGGUGGUGGACAAGGAAAAUCAAACGUGAACGAAGAGCAGCUUGGGAAGCGAGACAACGAAAGAAGAGAAAGAGAGCAGAACAAUCUGCUCGUCCAUCCAUUUCGUCUUCCAGAGCACCUUCAGGGUCAGGAUCGAAAUCACCUAUGGAAGAAAAAAGCUUUAUUCCACCCGUACCAGCUUUACCCAAACACGCAGCCACUCAAGAUCCAUAUAAAGAAAGAGGUUAUGGUUAUUCUGAUACCUCCGCACAACCUUCUUUCCCACCUUCUUCAAAUCAAUUGUCAACUUCGAUCAACUCGAAUUUGGGUUCAGGCGCAGGCGCAUUUGGUUACGCUACUCAACCUGGUUUAGAACAAGAUUUACAAUAUGGUUAUGAUCAAUAUGGACAACCUAUUUCACAAGGAUACAACAACAACAAUAACAAUCCGCAAGAGAAAUAUAGACAUCAAAGAAGUAAAUCGAAUGAUUCAUCCAAUCCUGCAAAUCCAUUCUCGAAUACAAAUUCAGCUGCUCCUGUAACUCUCGCGGCGCCAAUCAACCAAAAAGAGGAACAAGGACAAGCUCAACCAUUACCUGUGAAGAAUGAAAAAUCAAGCAAGAGAGCAAUGGCAAGGAUGAAAGUGGCGGAUUCAGCAGCUGCGAAUGCAUCAGCCGAUCCUGCCUAUAGACAUCAACCUAAAAAACCAUCCCCAUUAGCAAUAGCAGCUGCAGAAGCUAAAGCUAAACAAUUAGCAGAAUCAAAUAACAAUAACAUGGAACAUUUAGCUCCACCCAAUGAGUCGUCUUUACCACCAUAUGAAUCACAAGGACAAGGAAACAACGAUUCGAGAGGUAAGGCAGUAUCAGGUGAAUGGGGUGUAGCGUUGGGGUCACCAAACAAUGAUGGUCAUUUCAAUUUCAAUUCUCAACAACCACAGGUCGAACAAGAAGAUCCAUAUUUGAAAGCACAAAAGAUAAAGUCUGGUUUAUACACUCAAGAUCCAUAUGCCGCUUAUCAUGGUGAUUAUAAUGAUGACGAUGAAGAUGUCUAUCACCAAGCCGCUGAAGGAAUGGGUUUAGCUAGUAAUGGUAUUCAAUCUAGUACACCCAAGAAAUCCAGAUGGGUAUAA